Messenger RNA from Glarea lozoyensis ATCC 20868, 1584 nucleotides. RefSeq names its product E set. The transcript is spliced from 2 exons. The record is from RefSeq and is a predicted model, not a curated record. Gene Ontology annotation, biological process: ubiquitin-dependent endocytosis. Lineage: Eukaryota; Fungi; Ascomycota; Leotiomycetes; Helotiales; Helotiaceae. Gene Ontology annotation, molecular function: ubiquitin protein ligase binding; protein-macromolecule adaptor activity. The coding region runs from base 1 to 1584 and encodes 527 amino acids. Gene Ontology annotation, cellular component: plasma membrane; cytosol; cytoplasm.
AUGUCGGUCCGAAUUCAGUUCGACAACCCCCAUACCUUCUAUACAAACCUCGACUUUAUCAGUGGCCGCAUUAUACUAAGUCUCACAAGUGAAGAAACAAUUCAAGCAAUCGUCGCCAAAUUGGAAGGCGAGAGCAGGACGCAGUUGAUGAGGCCAUUGGGUCCGGGGCAGAACUCAAAUUAUCAUGGGAGGAGGGAUACCCGGCAAGCGGUAGCUGGAGAGAAUCACAAGAUCUUAUACAAGGUUUUGCAAGUUUGGCCAACUGCAGACACCUCCGCGGGCUUAUCUUACACGCUGAGGCCGGGCCAGCAUGAAUACCCCUUCCGGUUCAAGAUACCUCUCAACAAUGGCUGUGCGGACCCUACCUCACAGCAGAUGGGUCUAGGAAGUGGUUUCGGUGGUUUAGGACUUGGGGGCUUACAGCAAAUGCAAUAUCGCCAUGUCAAGAAAACGCUGCCACCUUCGCUGACAGGAUUCCCUGGAGAAGCUGAGAUCCGAUACUAUGUGAAAGUAACAGUACAGCGGCCGUCAUUGUUCAAGGAGAAUCGGAGAUCUGCUAUUGGAUUUAAGUUCUUGCCCAUUGAGCCCCCGAGGCCACCUCCUACGUCGAAUGAGGCAUUUGCGCGACGUCCAUUUGCUUUCCAAGCCGGCCUGGUAUCGCAUGCAAAGAAAACAUCCAUGUUCAAGAAAAAUCCAACAAAACUUUCUGACACUGCUCCCAGCGGUGAAAUAGAUGCGCGGCUUCCAAGUCCCGCAAUCUUGACAUGUAAUGAGUCUAUUCCACUCCGUAUUAUUGCACGAAAGCUCAACGAAAGCUCAGAAAACGUGUUUCUAGUAUCAUUGCAAAUACGGUUGUUCGGUUACACGGAAGUCCGAGCACAGGAUAUAGCGAGGAAAGAAACCAGCAAUUGGAUGCUAAUGAGCUCGAACGGGCUUUCAAUACCUAUCGGUAGCCCCAGCGAUCCUCUGAAGACAGAGACAAUACUGGACAAGAGUUUGUGGGAUAGCAUUCCUCUGCCGAACACAGUAGCGCCUAGUUUUCAGACAUGCAAUUUGAGUCGAUCUUAUGAGAUGGAGGUAAGAGUUGGGCUUGGUUACGGUGUCAUUGGCGAAAUUCAGCCCCAAACAAUAACUUUACCUCUUCUCUUUCAAGUACAGAUCUUCUCCGGUAUCAAGCCCCCAGCGGCUCUUCUGGCAGCAGUAGCAUCUCAACCCCACGGUCCGCCUAUACCGGUCCGCCCAUCAACCGCAACCCACAUCCCCGUUUCAAACGUUCCUCCACCUACACCUAUCACGCCUCUUGCGUCAGAUCCUCUAUACCCGCCACAGUUGGGUACACCUGCAGCAAUGGGCGCUGAGGAAGCGCCUCCAAGUUAUGAAGAUGCGAUGGCUGAGGAUAUAACUCAAGCCGAUGGCCCGAGAAGAGAGUACAGUGGUGUAACGGAUGUGAAUGCUCCUAAUAUGGAUGAGAAGCAAAGUGCCGCGCCUAGAUACAGUACGCUAUUCUCUGGGGGAAGAGGCGGUGGAAAUUCCGGUGGUAACAGUAGGGGUGGUUCUGGUGGGGGUUUUGGUGCGGUUGUCUGA